UCUGUCUUUCUCUCUCUUGCCCGUCUUCUCUUUCUCACCGGGUCUAACUACCGAAAGAGAAAAACAAAGCUAAACGCAAAGGCGAGGAAAUAAUGACCCAACUACUACUACUACGAUACCAACAACGACGUAAGUGUAGCCGAGCCGACCCGAUCGGAGCCGACCUGUCUGACGCAAGCACCCGCGCGAACGUCGGCGCACGCGCUCCUUCCUCCCGGCGACCUCACCGUACCCUAUUCUUCUUAGACAUGCGGCUCACGCGCCUGUCGACAGCCGGCGCAUUCCUGCCGCUCUCUUUCUUACAUCCCCCACUUCCUUCCUUCCUCUCAUCAGUUUCUUCUCCCACCGACGCCCCUUUUCUUCUCUUCACUUUUUCUCCUCCUCUUCUCCUUCACCCACACCAAUACCAUCAUCAACCCUAGGCGGCGAUGGACGGAUCCGACACCCCAACCUCCCCGCCGCCGCCACGACCCUCUCAUAACCCUUUACCUUUCCGUGAGGAUUGUUGGAGCGAGGACGCUACCUUUACCCUCAUCGAAGCCUGGGGCGACCGUUACAUCGAGCUCAACCGGGGGAACCUCCGUCAGAAACACUGGCAGGAGGUUGCCGAUGCUGUUAACACCCGUCAUGGCGCGAACAAGAAGGCCAGACGCACCGAUGUUCAGUGUAAGAAUCGGAUUGAUACCUUGAAGAAGAAGUAUAAGAUCGAGAAGGGUCGGAUUCUCGCUUCUGACGGAACCCUAACCAGUAAAUGGCCCUUUUAUUACCGUCUCGAUGCUUUGAUUGGAUCUACGGUUCCUGCAAAGAAGUCUUCACCUCCUCUUGCCCUUCCUUUGCCCUAUCGAAAGACCCCUCCUUCGCUUCCUCAGGCUUCGCCGGUCCCGCUUCAGGUUCGAUCCGGUAAGGAGAAGCGGCCUUCCCCGGCCGUUGAUGAUUCGUUCUUCCGUAGGAAUAUCUCUGCCGCUCAAGCGGCUGCUGCUGCUGUUGAUGAUGAUGAUGACGACGUGGAUUCGGGAUCGUCGAGGUCGAGCACAGAAAGCCGGCGUCGGGAUGGUGAGAUGAGUGGGUUUCGUCAGCUGGCGCAGGCGAUUACGAGGUUUGGGGAGAUUUAUGAGAGGGUCGAAGGAACCAAGCAACGGCAGAUGAUUGAAUUGGAGAAGCAGAGGAUGCAGUUUGCCAAAGAUUUGGAGUUUCAGAGGAUGCAGCUUUUUAUGGAUACCCAGGUUCAGCUUGAGAAGAUUAAGCGUUCUAAGAGAGCUUCCGGUUCUGACAGUUAUCUAUAGCCAGCUGUUGAAGAGAUAGUUAUCUAUAUCUAGUCAUUCAAAAGCUUUUCAUAUGGAGUUUGGUGUUUGGAGACGUACAUUUUAGUCCCCGAAAAUCUGUAUCAGUUCUGCUGUGCAAAAUUUCCAUCAAAUGUUGGUAGAAGCAAACAAGUGGAGAAUUUUCUUUGAUGACAAGAGGCCGGGGUCUUGGCUGGAACUGAAGCUUCGAGUAGAAAUGUAUAGUUAACAGUAAAUAUUUGUGAUCGGGUGAAUUCUAUUUAUUUGUUUUUGGGACAAGGUUAGAAAAUUCUGAGCACAUAAAAUUGUUAGCAUUGAUCAUCA
Molecule: messenger RNA, 1604 nt
Organism: Macadamia integrifolia
Lineage: Eukaryota; Viridiplantae; Streptophyta; Magnoliopsida; Proteales; Proteaceae
Product: trihelix transcription factor ASIL2
Exons: 2
Coding region: 429-1283 (284 amino acids)
Cellular component (GO): nucleus
Molecular function (GO): transcription cis-regulatory region binding
Source: RefSeq, a predicted model, not a curated record